Liolophura sinensis is the source of this 3038-nucleotide messenger RNA. RefSeq names its product receptor-type tyrosine-protein phosphatase U-like. Lineage: Eukaryota; Metazoa; Mollusca; Polyplacophora; Chitonida; Chitonidae. Gene Ontology annotation, biological process: protein dephosphorylation. The transcript is spliced from 12 exons. Gene Ontology annotation, molecular function: protein tyrosine phosphatase activity. Bases 18 to 1454 code for a protein of 478 amino acids. The record is from RefSeq and is a predicted model, not a curated record.
UCAUAAUAAACGACUUCAUGAGAAUGAUUUGGGAACAGGAUUGUGGCAAGAUAGUCAUGCUGACCAGCCUGAUGGAGGAUAUGAAGAAAAAAUGUGAGCAGUAUUGGCCAAAUUCCGGUUCUUUAGAGCUUGGCCUGAUCACGGUGACUCUGUUGGAUGAGGAGACCUAUGCAGACUUUGUCAUCAGGGUUCUGCAGUUGAGACAUGCCAAUGAAAAAGGGAGAACCAAAACUGUAAAACAGUUUCACUUCACGUCCUGGCCUGACCAUGGUGUGCCUUCGUUUGCCACACCUCUGCUGAACUUCCGUGAGAAGAUCUUGACUGCUCGGUCACCUCUGAAAGGGCCAGUGGUUGUCCACUGCAGUGCUGGAAUUGGUCGGACUGGUACCUUUAUUGGGCUGGACUACCUGAUAAACCAAGCUAAAAAGGAAGGACAUGUAGAUGUGCCUGCAUGUGUGACUCUGAUGAGGAAACAGCGAGUGAAUAUGAUCCAGACCCAGGAGCAGUACCAGUUUCUACACGAAGCACUUGUAGAAGCACUCAAACUCAGUGAGUGCUCUAUUCCCUCAGCAGAGUUCCAGGCUACAUACAAGAGCUGGGAGACCCCUGACCCCACCACGGGCAAGACUCCUUUGAAAGAGCAGUUUAAGGCAUUGCAGGAGAUGACUGUGCCCCUGAGAAAGACUGAUUUUAAAGCAGCUCUCCACCCUGAAAAUAAAUCCAAGAACAGAAGUGCCAAGAUUUUAGCAGCCGAUUCUAGCAGACCAUUCCUGUCCACUCCAGUCCCAGGGGGAAGUGAUUAUAUCAAUGCCGUCUUCCUGCCUGCGUAUAAAAUGAAGAGAGCCUUUAUUCUGACUCAAACGCCCCUGCCAAAUACAGUACUAGAUUUCUGGCGGCUUGUUUUUGAGCAAAAUGUCAGCUCCAUAGUUAUGCUCAAUGUCCUGUCUAAAGACAAGCCAAACAAGUCGGCAGUGAAGUACUGGCCAGAAAGUGAAGCAGAGUUUGGGCCAUUUCUUGUGGAGACUUUGGAGAUAGAAGCAGGGGACAUGUGUGAUGUGAGGACACUACAAAUAACCUACAAAAAAGAGGAAGACAAGAAGUUUACAAUCAAACAGUUCCUGUGUAAGUUUUGGUCAGAUGGCACCCUGUCCUCCAGUGUAUCAACUGGAAUCCUGUCUGUACUGGAAGAAGUGGAACGCUGGCAGCAACAGAGUCAGAACAGGCCAAUCCUAGUUCACUGCCUAGACGGUGUUACAAAGAGUGGCUUGUUCUGUGUGGCCUCGUCUGUCCGAGAGCGACUAAAGGUGGACCAAGAAGUGAAUAUCCUGCAGACUGUCAAACAGAUGAGGAUCCACAGACCUGAAAUCAUCACAGAUCUGGAGCAGUUCAGGUUUCUCCACAAACUUGUCUUGGCUUACUUGGAGAGCUUCCAAACUUACUCCAACUUCAAAUGAAUCCAGUCAGGACUUUCCUGGAGACUCGUUGGGGCUCUCUUCUGCAGGUUUUGUAAAAUUGACUGCAUAAUAUUGACUUUGAUUUCUUUACAUGAUGCUCUGUAUGCAUAUAUUUUUUGCUUUCACCUCAGUUUGUAAGGAUUGUAAUUAUUUUAAAAAAUAAAUAUUAUAUCUAUUAUAUAUGGUAUUUCAUAUAAAAUAUUUGGUGUACAAAUCAGUUCUUAAUAUUUUUAUUAAACUAUAGUUUUAAAUUUUAAACUAUUGUCAAUUGCUCAGUAGGUUUUAGUUAUUCUUUUCUGUUGUUAUACCCUUGUAAAACAGGGCAAGGAUUAUAUCUUCGCAAUUUCCAUUAUUACUUGAUCCCCUUCUGGUGCUGGAGGGUGCAAUAUGUGUAGAACCCCUCGGGGGGGGGGGGGGGGACAAUCAUUCGAUCGUUAAACAAAUUUCCAUUUGUUUUUGUGAACACAAUCAGUCCCAUUAAAAAUUGGUAUGUAAUUUGACGGUGACAAGUUACAGAUGAAGUUGGAGUUUUGUGUUACAUGGAUAUUUCUUUCAUUUUCAACAAAAUUAUUUGCUGUUUUUGUCCAGUUGUACGCUUUAGCAUUUGAAGCAUGGUACAUAGUUUCACCAGGUUUGGGGACAUUUUUUCCGUUUUCCACCAAUGUACAGCUGAUGUACAGCUGAUGUCCAUGCCGUGUUAUCUGUCUGUUCACAUAAUGAUUGCUGUAUUACAGACAUGGUGAUGUAUAUACUCUAAAUAUUUCCUUUACAGAUCAACUUUGAUGUUGAUUUUAAUCAUUUUUUUGCCUGAUUAUUGCUCUUUUGUACAAUGACAGUUUUGAAGACUUUUUGUUAGAAACCAUCAUGUCAAAUAGUAAUAGGCUAAAAAAUGCAUUUGGCUCAUUUAUGAUACUAUUAAAGGUGUUUAUUAAAGUUAUUUGUAUGCAUCUGUGGCAUAGAGGUUCAUGGCAUUGUUCUCUGCUCUUAUUACGUCCUUCUGAUCCAUUCUGAAAGCUUAGACCAGUUUGGGACGAUCAGUAUACUCUCAAAAUGCUUGUUCAAUUAACCCACUAAUUUAUUCUGUGCUUGUCUUAGCAUGGCUCGAUGUAGCCAGUCAGCUUUGGACUUCAAAUACUCAUUCACAAACUCUGAAUGUAUUUUUGACUGAUCAUGCAAUGUGGCCAUUCUUGCCCAGACAUCUGUCAGUCAGACUUGUCUCUGUUUCGCAUCACUCUGGUCAGUAACUUUUGAAAUCUUUGUAUAUAACCAUAACUUCUACAUUUUUAUACUAGCACUGGACUGCAUUUGUCUGCUGUGGGAAAGAACCUUUGUACUGAAUUGUUCAUGCUAGAUUUUAUACUAAUGUCAUUUGUAGCCCAUGGGCCUGAGUGGGUGUGGCCAUGGUGCAUAAAGGGUCUUGAUGCUUGAGUUCAGCCAUGUACCAAGGGACCAGUGCCUUGGAUAUCUGUGCAGUGAUUUUGCUGACUGAUAAAUGUCAUUAUAAUAUGUAAUAUUUAAAUGCUGCAAUAUAUUAAAUAUACUUUUUUGAACAAAACUUAAAUCAAAAUAUCAGUAAGGGUUUUC